Molecule: messenger RNA, 1114 nt
Organism: Oreochromis aureus
Lineage: Eukaryota; Metazoa; Chordata; Actinopteri; Cichliformes; Cichlidae
Product: transient receptor potential cation channel subfamily V member 1-like
Exons: 8
Biological process (GO): calcium ion import across plasma membrane
Cellular component (GO): membrane
Molecular function (GO): calcium channel activity
Source: RefSeq, a predicted model, not a curated record
AUGGGCUUCUCGCACCGAUGGGACCUGCUGUUUAGGCACAUGCUGCAUCGAGAAUUCAUGGAUGAGGAGACAAGGCCACUAUCCAGGAAGUUUACAGAAUGGGUCUACGGACCUGUUCAUUCUUCACUUUAUGACAUGACCUCCAUUGACACCAAUGAAGAAGACUCUGUGUUAGAGAUAAUAAUUUUUGGGAGUGAGAUUCCGAAUCAUCCUGAGAUGCUUCAGAUUGAACCACUUCGCAGUCUUCUUCAGGAUAAGUGGGAAAGGUUCGCUUUGAAAUUAUUCUUGAUGAAUUUCUUGCUUUAUGUGGUGUACCUGACCAUCUUCACUGCUGUGGCCUUGUACAGAAAGGAUGGAAAGGAGGAAUACGUUGGACUUCUUGUGCUCCCCUUGGCUCUCGCCUGGGUGAACCUUCUUUACUACCUAAGAGGUUCCAAGCAAUUAGGGAUGCAUGGUGUCAUGAUGCAAAGAAUGAUCUUACGUGACCUGUUGCACUUUUUAUCCGUUUACUGUGUCUUGCUUUUUGGAUUUUCUGCUGCUUUUGUUGCUCUUAUACGUGACCCGCCUGAAGUAGUGUCAGCUGCCCAAAACCUGACAGCUGAUAUACAGCUACAAGGAGGGAGGUUGACUACUUCUGUAAACAAGCUAAGUUAUAGUGACGUUCGUUUUACUAUACUGGAACUGUUCAAGUUCACUAUUGGAAUGGGAGAUCUGCAGUUCACGGACGACGUUCAGUACAAAGAAGUUUACUACAUCCUGCUCAUCUCUUACAUAGUUCUCACAUACAUCCUGCUGCUGAACAUGCUGAUAGCCCUGAUGAGCAACACAGUUGAAAGACUCUCAAACCAAAGCGAAAACAUCUGGAACCUGCAGCGGGCCUUUACAAUUUUGGACAUGGAGAGGUCUCUGCCAAAACCCCUGAGGCAUAAGCUGCUUUCCAGAUCAUCUAGGAUGGAGUCUUCCAGAAACAGCAUGGACACUCGGAAAUUUUUCAGAAUUGUCUGCAAAUCCCUGCAAUCCCUGCAUGUGAACCCACAUGAACCCAUGUGCCUGUUCAUCUUAGCCGAUAUGAUGCCUGACAGGCGCUUCCACGUGGUGCUGAGGCAGGUUAUUG